Molecule: messenger RNA, 3876 nt
Organism: Salmo salar (Atlantic salmon)
Lineage: Eukaryota; Metazoa; Chordata; Actinopteri; Salmoniformes; Salmonidae
Product: protein eva-1 homolog A
Molecular function (GO): carbohydrate binding
Source: RefSeq, a predicted model, not a curated record
AGUUGGAAAUCUAAGUUUCCAAGUGAAUUGCUGCUGGCUCUAGCUCUCGUUCCUUCUCUCCUCCGAGGAAUGAUGAGGUGAUUCGGAGCACCAACAAUGGGACCGAGCAUGUAUUGAUGCUUGCCACGCAGAACCUAAACUCCAAAGCAACCCUGGACCUUCAGAACGUGGAGGAGAAGUAACUCCAAAACGUCUCGCUGUUUCAAGGAUGUUCUUCCCAGAUGUGCCUCUCUCAGCCAUCAAUUACGCGCUCGUGUUGGGAAUAACGUGUCUGACGGUCUUCUGCAACUUCACCAAAAGUUCCUCUGAGUUUUCAGGUUACCUGUCCAAAGUGUUGAGGAACUACACCGAGCAGGCGUGCGACGGCGACUUCCUGUCGGUCCGCUGCCCGCCCCGCACCACCAUCACCGUCCAAUCGGCUUUCUACGGCAGGAAAGGCCCCUCCCACCCCCAGCAGUGCCCGUCCUACCAGAGAUACACCCUUGUAGGGACACACCCACUGGAGGAUGACACAUAUUGUUACAUGUCCACUGCACUACAGAAAAUGUUGGAUGAGUGCCAGGACCGGAGGAUCUGUCAGGUCCUUGUCAGCAGUCGUCUCUUCGGGAUGGACCCGUGCCCCAGUAGCAGCAAAUACCUCAUUGUGUGGUACAAAUGCAUGCCUAAUGAGUAUAAGAGUACGGUGGUGUGUGAGGAGGAAAGGAUGAAGCUGAGCUGUAAACAGGGGAUGCAGAUCGCCGUCUACUCUGCCAUGUUUGGUCGAACCCAACAGGGGACCCUGGAGUGUCCUACCCAUCACAGGGCGCCCUCCGUAGACUGCCAGUCGGGCGUGGCUCUCCAGGUGCUGAUGGCCCGUUGUCAGGGGAAACGGAGCUGUUUGGUCCGGGCGUCCACGCGAGAGUUCGGGGACCCCUGCUACUCUGGCACCAGGAAAUACCUCAGUGUCAUCUACACCUGUGUCCCAAAGAAUUUGCUGCAGCAGGUGCCCAGCCCCAGAGUACCAGUGUUUUACCCCGCACCGCCCCGUGCCCAUGACCCAGACGUGGUUGGAGACAGUGCUCCCCCUGAUGAGACGUUGGUCAUAACCUCUGACUCUGUGCUCUCAGUUAUCCCUUCAGGCAAGAAGAAGCGAGGGAGAGAGUCAGGCUCCUACUCUGGGGAGGUAAAGACGAACAAGGAAGGAGUGGAGGAGAGCGCCCCACGGCCUCCGGACAUGAACCCUGUAAUCAACGCUACGACGGGCAGCACCAACAUGGCCCUCAUCAGUAGCGCACUGGCAGCCUACAACUACAUAGCAGACCACCCAGAGCGUGCAGCUCUCUACUUCCUGUGUGGCGUGUGCCUGGGCCUCUUCUUUACCCUCUUUGCUCUGGUGGUCCAGAUCUCAUGCCGCACCGACUGCCAACCCCGCCGUCGCCCCGGCACCACCACCAAGAAGCGUCCGCGGCCCUCCGACUCCUCGUCCGACUCCAGAGACUCGGACUCGGACACCACGUCAGACCUGUCGGCCCGCCGCCACCGCCGUUUCGAGCGCACGCUCAACAUGAAUGUGUUCACAUCAGCGGAGGAGCUGGAGCGUGCACAGCGGCUGGAGGAGAGGGAGAGGAUCAUACGAGAGAUCUGGAUGAACGGUCAGCCGGAUAUACCCGGGACGCGCAGCCUUAACCGCUACUACUGAGGCAGGACCGUUAAGGAUCCUCUACUAGAUCUAGAAAGGGGGGGCUGUGAAGGUUGGAGCGCAGUACUUGAGAUGGGAUGUGUAGGACCACAAAUGGACCUCUGGGGUUUGGGAAUGGGGCCCAAUGACCUGGUGGGGACCGGCGAAGGUUUGGAAUCCUCUGUCUGGGUAUCCCCCUCUGUCAGUCUGUCUGUGUCCAUGUGGGUACUCUAGACCAGGGCUGCACAACCCUCUUCCUGGAGAUCUACCAUCAUGUUGGCUUUCAGUCCAACCCUCUUCCUGGAGAUCUACAGUCCUGUAGGUUUUCAGUCCAACCCUAAUUUAACAUGCCUGAUUCAGCUAGUUAAGGUCUUGUGAGCAGCUAAUUAGUAGCAUCAGGUGUGAUAAAUUAGGGUUGGACUGAAAACCAACAGGAUGGUAGAUCUCCAGGAUGAGGGUUGGACAGCCCUGGUAUAGAGCAAAGACCCCUCUGUUUUUGCAGUGAGAAUAAGCUCCUCCUUCUCAGCAUGGUAAGCUCGACCGGAGCCCGCCUGUCAUUGGUGGAGGCUGAAGGUGGAAGGUCAUUUAACUGCACAGCCUCGCAUUUGACCUCCUCACACCCUUCUGAAGUGGAGGAUCUUGGGAUACGUAGGCAGUAAAGCCUGAAAGGUGAUUUAAGGACAGUUGCUAAUGUUACUCCAGUGUUGCCUAGUGGAUAUUGAGAAUUGGGCAGCUUGCUUCAUGCUCACUCACCCUCCAGUAUUUAAAUGGGUGAAUGGUUUCCGGAGAGGCAUAGCACUUACAGUGAAAUGUACAGCGUAACACUUAAGAGGGAAAUGACCACGUUCAACCGACGCUGCCUUUUAAACUUUGAACCCAAAAUGUGUUUUUUUGGAAUUCAUCUCAAACCCUUUAUGAAAUGUAUUUUAUAUAAUAUUUAAAUCAUAUUUUUUGUUAUUGUGUAUUUUUUUCUUUACAGUUAUUAUGAAAUAUUUUUAUACUGUGGCGAUUGAAGCUUGUCUGGCACCUCAGGGAUGCAAUCCUAGGCGUAUGUCCAAAAUGGCACCCUAUUUGUUUUAUAGUGCACUACUUCUGGCUAGAGCUGUGGUCAAAAGUAGUGCACUACAUAGGGAAUAGGGUGCCAUUUGACAGAACCCUAGUGUUUCUGUGUAUGGUCGUUUCUAUUUGCUUCCUAAGAAGAGGAUCAGGGCCUGUAUUUAACAAGUGCCUCGAGUAUGAGUGCUGAUCUAGGAUCAGGUUACCCCUCCCCCUGUCCAUGUAAUCUUGUUCAUUAUGAUCUAAAAGGCAAAACUGAUCCUAGACCAGGACUCUUACUCUGAGACUUUAUGAAUUCAGGCUCAGUACAAUGCUCCAGAUGUGUCAGCAUAAAAAAAAAGAUGUAAAAAAAUACAUAAUGUAAACUCAGAGGUCAAGUGAUUUAAUAAGCUUGUUUUUUAUAUGUUAUAAUAUGUACAGUGCAGUGCCUUACCUGGCAACAAGGAUGUAUAUUGGUGGAAAAGAAAACCCCAGUCACCUGAGUCAACCAAUCAUUAUGAAUUUAUGAAACAAUCAAUUCCAAUCAUGUUUAUUUCCAUGUUUCUCAUGUUAUGUAUCUCACUUUGUCAAACUGGCUUGUGUGUGUGUGUUGUCCACGUUUAAAUGGUGAGGCAGGUCCCAGAUAAUGUUGUGCUGUGUCAUGCCAAUGGCCAUAAGACUUGAUAAGACAGUAAAACAGAUCUAGGAUUAGCUAGGAAAUGGCUAAAAUCUAUGUUAAUUUUUUCAAAUACAUUGCACUUGUUAUCAUGUAGGAAUGUAUGUACAGUACAGAACACUAUCUCUUCAAUUGUCUACCAGUGAAAUAGCUUCCAAAUUAUUACUGUGGGCAGCAAGACUAGUGUUGUCCCUCAUGGGACACCAUAGGGCUAUCUGUCAGGUUUAUUGUAAUGACCAUGUUGUUAAUAUAAUAAUAAGUUAUAUUCAUCCAGUUCUGUUGCACUGGGUUGAACCAUAGGUAUCAUGGUUUAUCAUAAGAAGUUUGGGAUUUUCUUGACUGAGAGGGGAGUUGAGAAUGCAGUGAAUAAUCUUCACUUCAACUGCAAUCAUUUAAAUGGUUUUAUAUUGAAAAAGCUUUUGUGUUUCAAUGGGACAAAACAAUAUGGCAAUAGCUGGUGAGACCAAAAUAUGACUCCUUUGCUUGGAAUAAACUGUGUUGAAAAUAA